UCCACCGCCACCACUCAACACCGAUGGCGCCUCGUCUCUGGUCCUGCUUCCGCCACAAGCACGCAGCCGGAUGCCGUGACGUCGACGGUAGCUUAGCGGAGGAGGAGGAGGAGGCGUUGACGGCUGUUGAUGGACCAGUGCUGGUGGAGAUGUUCACGUCGCAGGGAUGCGCGACGUCCCCGGCGGCGGACGUGGUGCUGUCGCGGCUGGGGAGGGGUGACUUCCAGCUGCCAGUGCCGGUGGUGCUGCUGGCCUUCCACGUGGACUACUGGGACUACGUGGGCUGGAAGGACCCCUUUGGCUCGAGCCAAUGGACCGUUAGGCAGAAGGCCUAUGUUGAGGCCCUUGGGCUUGACACGUUGUACACCCCACAGAUUGUGGUCCAGGGUCAGGCCCAACUCUCUGGAAAUGACGACAUCGCCCUCGUCUCUGCCAUCACUUCUGCGCCUAGGUUCUCUGCUCCCACCUUCCAGGCAACUUUCAGUAGGCCUACAUCAUCUUUUCUGGAAGUCAGCCUAAAUGGAGCAUUGAUGACGAAUGUGGACAAUCAUGGAGCAGAUGUCAUGGUAGCAUUAUACGAAAGUGGUUUGGUUACGGACUGUCCUAGAGGGGAAAACAAAGGGCGUGUUCUGUAUAAUGACUAUGUUGUUAGAAAACUUGAAAAGCUCUGCACUGUGGCAGACCACCCUGCUAGGAAGAAAGUAUCAGGAAUGGUUUGUUUUUCCUUGUGGAAUACAUUCAACAGCACCAGGUGUGGCCUGGCAGUCUUUGUUCAAACCAAAUCACACCAAAUUUUUGGUUCACAGAGUUUUCUACUGCCAGAUGAUAUAUGACACUCUGUAAUAAUUAUUUAUGUAAUUU
Messenger RNA from Vigna umbellata (rice bean), 861 nucleotides. RefSeq lists its product as uncharacterized. The record is from RefSeq and is a predicted model, not a curated record. NCBI's taxonomy places the organism in Eukaryota, Viridiplantae, Streptophyta, Magnoliopsida, Fabales, Fabaceae.